GACGGAAGUAAACAAACCCAUCGCGAACUGGGAAGGAAAAUAAACACUCGUACUGGAGGAACUGGUUUUUAAAGCCCUGACUCUCUGUGCUGUGACCGUGGUGUGACGGAGCAGAACAUCUGGAGGAGACGCGUCAUGUGGGACUUGGGACAAACAAAUAUGGAGGAGUUCACGCUGAUAAAAUCCCAUUUCCAGCAACUAUCCCUCCGGUGUUCUAAUGGUACAUUGUGUUUGCUAAUCGCCUUAGAAGACUAAUGGAUGAUUAGAAAACCCUUGUGCAGUUAUGUUAGCACAGCUGAAAACUGUUUAGCUGGUGAGAGAAGCUAUAGAACCGGCCUUCCUUUGAGCUAGUUGAGUAUCUGGAGCAUCACAUUUGUGGGUUCCAUUUGAUCUCUCAAAAUGGCCAGAAAAGGAGAACUCUCAUGUGAAACUCGCCAGACUAUUCUUGUUCUUAGAAAUGAAGGCUGUUCCAUGCGAGACAUUGCCAAGAAACUGAAAAUGUCCUACAACGGUGUGUACUACACCCUUCAGAGAACAGCACAGACGGGCUCUACCCAGAGUAGAAAGAGAAGUGGGAGGCCCCGGUGCACAACUCAGCAAGAAGACAAGUACAUUAAACUAGUCUCUAGUUUGAGUAAUAGACGCCUCACAGGUCCUCAACUGGCAGCUUCUUUAAAUGGUACCCGCCAAACACCAGUGUCCACGUCUACAGUGAAGAGGAGACUCCGGGAUGCUGGCCUUCUAGCUUCUGAUCACUCCUCCUCCGAUGAGCCGCUCAUCAAGAAGAAAACAAACCUGGCGACUGAAAAACCUGUGAAAAAAGCAAACGCAUCCAGAUCUCAAAGCACAAAAAAGAAAGCAGAUCUGGAGCCUGUCAUUAAAAUCACCAAAACUGCGAUGAGGCCUUUCUCAGCCCCUCCUAAAGAAUCUGUUUCUACAGAGAAGAAAGCUUCGGAUCCCUCCUCAGGUGACGAGCCGCUGAUCAGGAUGAAAACAAAGAAACCUGGGAAAAAAGAAAACAUUUGUGGGAUCGCCCUCAAAAAAGCCAGAAAAGGAGAACUCUCAUGUGAAACUCGCCAGACCAUUCUUGUUCUUAGAAAUGAAGGCUGUUCCAUGCGAGCAAUUGCGAAGAAACUGAAAAUGUCCUACAACGGUGUGUACUACACCCUUCAGAGAACAGCACAGACGGGCUCUACCCAGAGUAGAAAGAGAAGUGGGAGGCCCCGGUGCACAACUCAGCAAGAAGACAAGUACAUUAAACUAGUCUCUAGUUUGAGUAAUAGACGCCUCACAGGUCCUCAACUGGCAGCUUCUUUAAAUGGUACCCGCGAAACGCCAGUGUCCACGUCUACAGUGAAGAGGAGACUCCGGGAUGCUGGCCUUCUAGCUUCUGAUCACUCCUCCGACGAUGAGCCGCUGGCGACUGAAAAACCUGUGAAAAAAGCAAACGCAUCCAGAUCCAGAAGCACAAAAAAGAAAGCAGAAUUGAUAAGCCUUGUGAAGAAGAACCACACAGACAGAGAGAGGAAAACCAAAACAAAAUCUAAGACCCAGAGGAACACAAAGAAGCCAAGAAAGACGAGUGUGUCAGGAUCUUCAAGUGACGGUUCUGACGACGACACAAUCACAGCAGCUAAAAACCCUCAGGUGACAAAACCCCUGAGAAUAAUACUGGAGAGGUGUGACAGUGACAACGCCGGAUUUAAGUUUAUUUAAGUUAUUUUAUUUUAUUAAAUGCACAGUCUUUAAUGUUGUUUUACUAUUUGUGCCUUUUUAUUUGCAUGGACUGUUUCCUCUGGUUUAAACACUUGUUGAUGUUCGGUAUAUUUCAGCUUUCAUAUUGUGUGUACACUCGGCGUGAGGCAGUGGAAAUCUGUAACGUUGGAUAAAACUGCUCAGAUGAAUCCGUCUCUGUGUCGGUUGUCUUUCAACAAACUUUAAUUCUUCUUUUUCAUCUGUGUCUGUCAUCUUCAUUGAACGGUCAAUUAGAUUUUUGGUAUCAAAUCCCAUGAAUUUGUAAAACAGUAAAGGUUGAUCAUUGUUCUUGCUGCUUUCUGUUGCCACAUGGGAAUAAAUAUUCACAUAAACCGAGA
This is a messenger RNA of Platichthys flesus (European flounder), 2093 nucleotides long. RefSeq lists its product as uncharacterized. The coding region runs from base 400 to 1716 and encodes 438 amino acids. The transcript is spliced from 7 exons. NCBI's taxonomy places the organism in Eukaryota, Metazoa, Chordata, Actinopteri, Pleuronectiformes, Pleuronectidae. The record is from RefSeq and is a predicted model, not a curated record.